Molecule: messenger RNA, 2139 nt
Organism: Phytophthora nicotianae INRA-310
Lineage: Eukaryota; Oomycota; Peronosporomycetes; Peronosporales; Peronosporaceae
Exons: 4
Coding region: 120-1322 (400 amino acids)
Biological process (GO): transcription elongation by RNA polymerase II; post-transcriptional tethering of RNA polymerase II gene DNA at nuclear periphery; poly(A)+ mRNA export from nucleus
Cellular component (GO): transcription export complex 2
Molecular function (GO): RNA binding; double-stranded DNA binding
Source: RefSeq, a predicted model, not a curated record
CUGUGAAAACCGAUCCUCGAAAAAGGGUUAACCCUGAUUCUCGCAACUUUAGUAAUGUUGCGUUUUAUUCACGGCAACUUAAACGAACAGCAGAGCUGCCAGACGUGACACUACCGACGAUGCAACUCGCGGCGUUCGUGGACCGCGUGGGGGCGGCCAUCGCAGGCCAGGACGGCGAGUCGAUGGCGCAGAUGCUGAACCUGACGGGUGGCUGCGCGAGUGUGGACCUGCGCACGCUGACAGCGCAGCAGGUGGCGCAGAUGUGCCACAAUAAGUUGGCACGCUUCGACGGAUACGCUGAGGUGGUGGCUGGCAUCAUGCAGGCACGCAAGCACCUGGAAUGGCAGAGCUUUGCGGACGCCUACAGUGCGCAGAUCGGCGCCGUCAUUAAGUUCAUGGAGAUGCUCAGGGAGGAGACAAACUGGGUCAUGCCCUUCCUACACGUGCUGUUUGUGGACACACGGCUGUUGGCUACGAGGGCAGACCACGAGGCCUCCGAGAAGGCUGGAGACGAGAUCCACGACAGUCUACGCAGCGCCGAACAGCAUCUGAAGAAAGGUUUUGCUAUGGCAGCCAAUGACCGAGCUCCGCCCGAGCACAACAAGAAGAUGGGCGCGCUCUUUAUCGUGAACCAGCUCUUCAAGAUCUACUUCAAGCUCAACAUGAUCCACUUGUGUCGCAACCUCAUUCGCGCUGUGGAAGGCCCGGCCUUCCCGAAAUUUGAGCUCUUCAACAAGAGCGACAAAGUCACGUACCAAUAUUACGUGGGCCGUAUCUCCAUGUUUGAAGACCAGUACCAGAAGGCGGAGACGUGUCUUGACUACGCGUGGAAGCACUGCCAUUGUGGCAAAACGCGCAACAAACGCAUGAUUCUGCAGUUCCUCGUGCCUGUGAAGCUGCUGCUGGGUAUCAUGCCGUCGCCUAAACUGCUUUCCGACUUUGCAUUGGAAGAGUACACGGGUCUCACGGACGCCAUUCGUGACGGCAAUCUGCACCUUUUCACGGAGUAUCUGGCUCAAUACCAGGACAAGUUCAUCCAGCAAGGCGUGUAUUUAUUGAUCGAGAAACUCCGCCUCUUGGUUCUACGAAAUCUCUUCAAGAAAGUUUAUCUGAUCCAGCAGAGCCACCAGUUGCAAAUGCAAGACUUCCAGUUGGCGUUGAAUGUUGCUACGGGUCACUCGAUGGGCAUGGAUGAGAUCGAGUGUGUCCUCACGAACCUCAUUUUCAAGGGCUACAUCAAGGGCUAUAUGUCGCACACGAAGAAGAUCCUUGUCGUCAGCAAGACACAGCCUUUUCCUCCAAUUGUGAAUGUGUCCAGCUAGGUAUCAGGUGAGAGAGCACGCUCAGGGGUAAUCCUGACUUCUGUGGUAUAACGUAGCCGCAGUUUUCUUUUACUUGUAUCCAGGUUGUUACUAAACCUUUGGGAUUUUUCACUUUUGCACCAUCGUUCGCAUCAUCGCCUCCAGUUCCACUCGACGUACACGUUUGUAUUCCUCGAUGAUCUCCCCGCGAGUUUUACCUGAGGCAUCACCUGAGCCAGACCCGACCAUCUUCAGGAUCGAUGACGCCUUCACCUGCUCACUCGAGGUUGUGGGCUCCGAGCGGCCAGUUGGUUGCGAUCUAGCAAUUGUGUUAACACGGUUUCUCCUGUUUCCAGCGGUGAUCUGUUCAGUUGGGCUGAGACUUUCACUUGGCGGUGAUGGAGUGUAGUGUCUGACAUGUUGCCGUGAUGCAAGGUGCCGGUCAACAGUAAGAUCUGUUCGUGACGAACCUGGCGGGCUCUCCACAAGCACAGGAAGGAUUCGUUUAACAGGCUCAGCUUUCCGUUGAUUAGCAGCCGAAUUGUUCGUCUCUACGUGGUUGUUUAGCUUCUCUUCAUCACGAUCUCCGCUUCCAGAAUCCGGCUGUGUGUCGCGCAAUGGUGGUGGAACCGCUACAAGUUGUCGACGCAGCCUUGUCUCGACAGCCCAGGAUCUGGUAACUGUUGGCCGCACUGCUAUCAAACUCGUUAGGGUGAGCGCAACAGAGAAAACCAGCUCGAUUACAAUUCGAUAGCUACGUACGAGGAUCUCCUGAAUCAACUGCAGCAGCAUCGGGAGGUGCUUUACCAGCACCAGCGUUUUGAGCUUCCAUCUCCUG